Molecule: messenger RNA, 1416 nt
Organism: Aspergillus fischeri NRRL 181
Lineage: Eukaryota; Fungi; Ascomycota; Eurotiomycetes; Eurotiales; Aspergillaceae
Product: MFS transporter
Exons: 6
Coding region: 1-1416 (471 amino acids)
Biological process (GO): transmembrane transport
Molecular function (GO): transmembrane transporter activity
Source: RefSeq, a predicted model, not a curated record
AUGUUCUGCUCAACAAGCAAAGGGCGUAAACGCCCUCCUUGGCUUCUACAAAUACGGUCGUCCACAGCAUUCAUCGUCGCCACAGUAUGGACAUCGUCGUUUACAGACUAUUUCUUAUAUGCAAUGAUUGUUCCAGUGAUGCCAACUGCGCUGGUCGACAGGGCAGGAGUUCCAUACGAUGAACGCGAAUACUGGGUCAGCGUACUCUUGAUGUGUGAGGCAGCCGUCGCGUUCGUCUGCUGCCCCAUCUUCGGGUACCUCGUCGACAUCGCACCCACCCGCCAGUUCCCCUACCUGUUCGGGCUCAUCCUGCUCGGCGCCUCGAUGGGGAUGCUGGCGGUCGCACAUACCGUGUGGCUGUUCAUAGUUGUGCGGUUGCUCCAGGGCGGUGCGACAGCCAUGGUGGCCGUCGCGGGCCUGGCGCUCAUGACCGACUCGGUCUCGUUCGAUAACCUGGGCCAGACGAUCGGGUAUCUGGGUUCGUCGAUCGCGCUGGGCUUCCUCCUUGGUCCCCUGCUUGGCGGACUAGUCUACAAUGCUGCCGGGUACAAUGCGGUGUUUGCCAUGGCGUUUGCGAUCAUCGGCGUCGACUUCGUGAUGAGAGUGGCCGUAAUCGAGAAGAAGGUAGCUCGCGCGUGGUUGUCGGAUUCGCCUGAGGAGAACCCACGUGAGGAAUACCCUCAGCGCUCAUCACAGAUCUCGGAAACUGCAACGGGGUGGAGGAACAUUGCUCUGUUGCGCAUAGCCAGCCAGCCACGGGUGAUGAUCUCCUCGUUCGCCCUACUCGUCCAGGGCAUCUUAUAUUCCGCCUUCGACUCGACAAUCCCCGUCUUCGUCGAAGACAGAUUCGGCUGGAGCCCCUUUGGCGCAGGGAUAGCCUUCCUCCCCUCAGCCAUAACAGCGCUCUUCGAACCAUACUUUGGCUCCAUCUCAGACCGCUACGGCGCCCGCCUCGUAACCUUCACCGGGUUCCUCCUCCUCUCACCACCGCUCAUCAGCCUCCGCUACGUCGAUUCCAACACAACCCCACACAUCAUCCUCCUCCUCUCCCUCCUCACUCUCAUCGGCCUGUUCAUCAACGCCUGCGUGCCCGCGCUAUACGUCGAAACGCAGCAGGUCCUCGAGGAAAUGGAGCGCGCGCGUCCGGGGAUCUUCGGCAAACGAGGGGCCGUGGCGCAGGCGUUCGGCAUCCAGACCAUGUCCUCGUUUAUGGGGAUGUUCCUGGGUCCGCUUUGGGGUGGAUUUGUUGAGUAUCGGUUUGGGUGGAAUACGAUGGCGUGGACGCUUGGAUUGUUGGCUGCGGUGACGGCUGUGCCGAUGCUUUGGCUGAGUAAUGGGGCGCCGGGCGAGGUGGUUGAGGGGACAGAGAGGGAGAGGGAGAGGUUGUUGGCGGGGGCAGAGGAGAGAGGUGGCUGA